This is a messenger RNA of Mixia osmundae IAM 14324, 468 nucleotides long. RefSeq lists its product as uncharacterized. NCBI's taxonomy places the organism in Eukaryota, Fungi, Basidiomycota, Mixiomycetes, Mixiales, Mixiaceae. The coding region runs from base 1 to 468 and encodes 155 amino acids. The record is from RefSeq and is a predicted model, not a curated record. The transcript is spliced from 4 exons.
AUGCUCUUGGCCGUCUUUCUCGGCCUAGCUUCCACACUCCUUUCUGGUCUGGUGCUCGCCACACCGCUCGACUCUGCUGCUUCUCAGGAGCGAUCGCUUGACGACGCCCUCGACUUCACCCUGCUUGCCCGCGGUUCUACUUCUUAUUCGGCCGUGUUCCGUCUCAGAGUCGCCAGACGCGAGCAGACAAUGACGGUCAUCAAGCGCGGCUCGGAUGACUGGUCGUUCGAUCUCACCCCUAUCCCUGACUUGGCCGUACAUAUUCCAUUCCCGCUGGUCAAAAUCGCAAAGAGCUCAAUUUCAAUGAACUGCGGCGGCAAAGCCGUCCGAUCUCCGGAGCUCUGCCAAGGCGUCCAGGGCGAGUACGGUCAUGCACGGCGUGGUAUAUUGCUCAUGCGUGGAUCAGUCGAGUACUGCAAGUCUCCCACAGCAGAGAUGGAGCUCGAGACAUCGUCCAGCAGCGGCUAG